AUGGGAUGUGGAACAUCCAGCACCCCUCCCCCACGCAAACACUCCAUUCGCAAAUCUAAGAAAGGUUCUAUCACACCAGCAGGAACCGCUUUCAAGUCAGCUGUCCUUAUCCAGCGGUGGUACCGGCGCUAUGUGGCCCAGUUAGAAGUGAGAAGGAGAUGUACUUGGAGUAUCUUCCAGUCCAUAGAAUAUACUGGAGAGCAAGACCAAAUCAAGCUUUAUGAUUUCUUCAACUUUCUCAUGGACCAUUUCACUCCAGACAAAAAGGAGAGAAAUUUCAUCUGCCGUAUGUUCACUGAGGAGGAAAGCUUGAAAGACACGGAGUUGGAGAAAUACUGUGAUUAUGAAUCUAUUAAGGUGCCAGGGACUUACAUGGGUCCUAAACUGACCUUUCCUUUAAAGUCAAGCCAUGCAGCGGCCUUAGUGGAAGCUUUCAAACAGAAGCAACAGCUCCACGCUCGUUAUGUGCUACAGCUUUUAAUUGAGACAAGGAAGCAUCUCAAACAACUGCCAAAUAUAAAACACAUCACAACAAGUUACAGCAAAGAAAUAACCAUUUGUGGGGACCUGCAUGGCCGACUGGAUGAUUUGUUUUUGAUAUUUUACAAGAAUGGUCUCCCAUCAGCAGAGAAGCCUUAUAUAUUCAAUGGGGACUUUGUAGACAGAGGGAAACAGUCCACAGAGAUCUUAAUGAUCCUUUUUGCAUUCAUGCUGGUCUACCCAAAGGCUGUCCAUUUAAACCGAGGAAAUCAUGAAGACUAUAUGGUCAAUUUAAGGUAUGGAUUUACAAAAGAAGUGAUGAAAAAAUAUAAGGUUCAUGGGAAGAAAAUCCUCAAAAUGUUGCAAAGUGUAUUUAGUUGGCUUUCUUUAGCAGCUGUGAUUGAUCAAAAAAUAUUGAUUACUCACGGAGGAGUGUCAGAUUCUACUGACUUACAGAUUCUAUCUAAAAUAGAACGACACAAGUUUGCAUCUACUUUGCGGCCUAGAAAAAAAAAAGACAAGAUCAACAAGACAGAACUAAAGACUGAUCAGGGGAAAUGUACAAAUGGGGAAAACACAUUAACAGUGGAAUCGCCUUGGCCGCCUCCAAGAAGUGGUUCCUUCUCCUAUAGCUCUAGCCCAAGCCUCCUACCCAAUUAUAAAGGGAAACGAUCAGCCAGUAGCCCCACCACCAUGACAAUUGACAGGAAAGAGAUCUCUAAACGAGUGCGGCAAUCUGUAGAUAAAGAACUUGUAAAAUACCGCAGACAGGUGGGUUUCACAGAGACCAUUAAAGAGCCAGACAGUCCGGUAUCCGUUUCUGAUUCAGAAUCUGGAGAAAUGCAAGAAUAUGACAUGGACAAUGAGGAGAGAAAGCAGAUUGUAGAUAUUUUGUGGAGUGAUCCUAUAGCUCAAGAUGGCUGCAAGUCAAAUACAGUUCGUGGAGGAGGAUGCUACUUUGGUCCUGAUAUAACUGAAAAAGUACUGAAAAAACAUGGAUUGCAAAUGCUGAUCCGCUCUCAUGAAUGUAAGCAAGAAGGAUAUGAGUUUUGCCACAACGGAAAGGUUCUGACAAUUUUUUCUGCAUCUAAUUACUACGAGGUUGGCAGUAACAAAGGAGCAUAUGUGAAACUGGGGCCUGACCUUGUGCCACAUUUUGUGCAGUACCAAGCAAACAAAACUACGAACACUCUGACCAUGAGGCAAAGAGUGAGCACUGUGGAAGAAUCCGCUCUGAGGGCCUUAAGGGAAAAACUAUUUGCUCAUAAAUCUGUCCUCCUUAAUGAAUUUAAAAGAUUUGACAAGAAUCACCCUGGAUAUAUUACAUUAAAUGACUGGGCAACUGCACUGGAGUCUGUCUUGAAACUAGGACUGCCAUGGCGAAUGCUCAGGCCGCAACUUGUCCGCAAUGCUACAGACGGUCUGCUAAAAUACAAAGAAUGGUUUGAUGAACUCUCUGUUUGCCAGCCAACCCGAGAGAAUAUACAGUCAAGUUUGUUAGAAGCUCUCUACAGAAACCGAUCAGAUUUGGAAACAAUAUUUAGGAUAAUAGACAGUGACAGCUCAGGCCUCAUUUCAUUUGAGGAGUUUCAUCACACUUGGAAGCUACUCAGCUCCCACUUAAACAUAGAUGUCAGUGAUGAGGCCAUCGCUAACAUGGCGAGGAGCAUAGAUUUCAAUAAAGAUGGAAACAUAGACAUCAAUGAGUUCCUGGAAGCCUUCCGAUUAGCAGACAGACCCCACGCUGAAGAUAAAGAGUCAGAUUUGUAA
Nanorana parkeri is the source of this 2250-nucleotide messenger RNA. It is a transcript of the gene PPEF2, whose product is annotated as protein phosphatase with EF-hand domain 2. Gene Ontology annotation, cellular component: cytosol; nucleus. Gene Ontology annotation, biological process: negative regulation of MAPK cascade; detection of stimulus involved in sensory perception. Gene Ontology annotation, molecular function: iron ion binding; Hsp90 protein binding; calcium ion binding. The transcript has 17 exons. The record is from RefSeq and is a predicted model, not a curated record. NCBI's taxonomy places the organism in Eukaryota, Metazoa, Chordata, Amphibia, Anura, Dicroglossidae. Bases 1 to 2250 code for a protein of 749 amino acids.